Messenger RNA from Trichoplusia ni (cabbage looper), 2864 nucleotides. RefSeq names its product vesicular glutamate transporter 1 (gene VGlut). NCBI's taxonomy places the organism in Eukaryota, Metazoa, Arthropoda, Insecta, Lepidoptera, Noctuidae. Gene Ontology annotation, cellular component: excitatory synapse; synaptic vesicle membrane. The record is from RefSeq and is a predicted model, not a curated record. Gene Ontology annotation, molecular function: L-glutamate transmembrane transporter activity; neurotransmitter transmembrane transporter activity. The coding region runs from base 719 to 2503 and encodes 594 amino acids. The transcript is spliced from 13 exons. Gene Ontology annotation, biological process: neurotransmitter loading into synaptic vesicle; regulation of synapse structure or activity; transmembrane transport.
AUGAGUGGCGGCGGGGGGUAUCGCGUGGCGGAGUGGGGGGAGAGGGAUGUAAACACAAAGCUUCAGGAACGCCGGCAGUCACGUGGCGCGCCCGCCGGGGGCGCAUCACUCUUGAGGGUGGAAAAACGACGGUAAAAACACCAACACCAUAACACUGCGAAAAAAAACAAACGCGAAACUUACACCUAGCGAAAAACACCUAAUUCCAGUAAUUUCCCCGAAAGAGUGAUGCCCCCCGGUCUGAUCUAAAAGUUCUACGUACAUAUAAAUAGUACAUAUCUAUAAACAUUUAAAAACUAAUGUUGAAGUAUUGAAUUAGAGUCUUUGUAUAUAAUACAACAACCACUCUAAAGAAUAUCAAUACAGAACAUAUCAAAUUAAUCUUAACAUAUCUUGUAACAUAAUAUAUCUUAACCCUAGUAUAAAAACAUAUUUAUUGGAAAAACUCGUAUGUGUAAUUUAAAUAAGUAGAUGUUAAUUAAAGUGUAUUUAUUGGAACUUCUUGUCUAAGAACCGGCUGCGAUUGGUCGGAUUUCAUCUACGUCCGUGCACGUAGCAGCCAAUGGCGGUAGGGGCUACGCGCAGCCGUAGCGGCAAAGCAUAGAGGCGCGCGGGGAGCUACACGAUCGACAGACGCUACAGCGGAGCAGCUACGCCAGGGAACUGAAAAAUGUGUUAGUGAAAGGUGUCAUUUGAUGUGGGACGUGGGACCGGCGUCAUGCAGGGGCUCAAUGCCGCGAAGGAGAAGGCCUCGGGGCUCUUCGCCAACAAACCCCUUCUGUUCAAAAAUACUCAAUAUGAGAACUUCCACGUCGAUCAGAAGGGUUACGACCAAAUGUACGAUGGCGAGGACUUGGAGACGCCACCGUCACCUGACAGACCCCCACCACGAGCUAUAGAUAAAUACGUUCGCGCGGAAUGUCCGUGCCUGAGUGCGCGCUACACGGUAGCGCUGCUCGCCUGCUUUGGCUUCAGCAUCAUGUUCGGCAUGCGCUGCAACAUGAGCAUGGCCAAGCUGAAGAUGACUGAGAAACAAGCUCAAAACUCAACAGACAAGGCACCAUUCGAAUGGACAGUGAGUGUAGAGUCCUCAAUAGACUCAUCUUACUUCGCCGGCUACCUCAUCACCCAAGUCCCUGGUGGUUUCCUGGCCUCCAUGUACCCUGCAAACAAGAUCUUUGGUGUAGCUAUCGUGACGUCAGCUAUAUUCAACAUGGCGAUCCCUGGAGCGAUGUCCGUGGGGCCUGCCGCGGUCGUCAUCUUAAAAGUUGCCCAGGGAUUUGUUGAGGGUGUGACCUACCCCUCAUGCCAUGGUAUCUGGCGGAUGUGGGCUCCUCCCUUGGAGCGCUCGCGGCUGGCGACCCUCGCCUUCUGCGGCACCUACGCCGGCAUCGUCAUCGGCAUGCCGCUGUCUGGUAUACUCACAGAUUACAUCAGCUGGCAAGCUCCUUUCUACUUCUACGGAGUUUCUGGAGUCAUCUGGUACACCUUGUGGCUCUGGCUGGUGUUCGAAAGGCCCAGCAAGCAUCCCACUAUCGCCGCCAAAGAGUUGACCUACAUAGAACAGUCUCUUGGGACUGCAACGCAGGCUGCGAUGCCUGGAUUCUGGUCUACGCCGUGGAAGGCCUUCGCUACUUCACCACCAGUUUACGCGAUCAUCGUAGCAAACUUCUGCAGAACAUGGAAUUUCUGUCUCCUAGUCAUUUUCCAGUCAUCAUAUUUCAACACGAGAUUCAACAUGCAGAUCACUGAGUCUGGGUUUGUUGGCGCCAUUCCACAUUUAAUAAUGACGUCACUGGUGCCAAUCGGAGGCAUGAUGGCAGAUUACUUGCGUAAAAAUAACAUCAUGACUACGACCAACGUGAGGAAACUUUUCAACUGCGGAGGAUUUGGAUUAGAAGCGUUCUUUUUCGUGCUAGUCGCUUAUGCCAAUAACAAGUACGUCGCAACUAUAGAGCUGACGCUGGGUGUCGCGUGCAGUGGCUUCGCCAUCUCUGGCUACAAUGUGAACCACCUGGACAUCGCGCCGCGUUACGCGUCCAUCCUCAUGGGUCUCUCCAACGGCAUCGGUACCAUCGCUGGCUUCGUCGUACCCAUCGUUAUUGACUACAUGACGCAGGAGAAGAAUCAAUUGGAGAAAGCCAUAACGGAAUGGCGGGCGGUGUUCCUGAUGGGCGCGACGGUACACUUCGUGGGUAUUACUAUAUACGCUAUCUUCGCGUCCGGCGAGCUGCAGCCGUGGGCUGAAACAGCCGUCGAGGAACCACAACCCAUGAAGAGUUUAGAAAAUGAAACAACAUUCACGGAGCGACCAUCAGCGCCACUAAAGGGUUCAGACCAACCUGGGUACGGGGCUAUCGCGCCACCCCGGCCGGCCGCACCGCCCCAAGCCCACGUGCCCAACAACCCAUUCGUGUCAGGCGCUCUCUACCAGGCCGAGCCCGUACAGCCACCAGCGCACGACUACUACGACGGCACACAGGAACAACCUUACAACGAGUAAAAGUAAAACAAAUUCAAAUAUCUCUUCAAGUUGUAUUUUUAUUUUAAAACAGCAUUUCAGCCUUCAUCUAUGCUUUAGCACUACAUUCUGUCACUACUGAUACCCUGGUACUUCAACGUUCGGAGUGAAACAGCUGGUUGCUAUCGUUAUAAAAAUGCAACUUGAAUGAAAAUUAACGGAAAUCUUUCUUCGUUAUUGAUGUGUCUAAUAGAUAACUAAAUAAAAUGGUAAACAUGUUUUCUUAUAUCACUUCGGUUUCAACAUUGACUCCACGUAUCACUCGUAUUUUUAUAGGAAUAUUAAUAUUAACAUUGUUGUCAUCGUUAGCUUGUAUGUUAAAUCGUUUAGCGUUUAGAAGUGA